Molecule: messenger RNA, 1865 nt
Organism: Diaporthe batatas
Lineage: Eukaryota; Fungi; Ascomycota; Sordariomycetes; Diaporthales; Diaporthaceae
Exons: 3
Coding region: 751-1824 (357 amino acids)
Source: RefSeq, a predicted model, not a curated record
GGCCUUGGGGGACCUUGGGGGGCAAUGGCGUCAUACGUCCUCAACCGUGUGCGUACCUGGGGUGAGGAUUGUCAGGCAGCAUUUCCCUUUUCAAGUGUGCCCACUCUGCCAGUCUGCCCGCAGUGGCGCCUCCCCAGCAGGUGCACGAACACAGACAGCAGGAGGUGAGAGCGAGAGAAAAGAGGCCGAUGACAGGAGGGACCAACAGGGGAAUUAUCCAAACCCAUCAAAUCCCGACAUUCCCCUCUUUUUUUUUGGCUGCACCUCUCUCAGCUCAGCAUCCGUCCUGCCGUAUCUUGCCCGUUCUAUUUCCCACCUGCCCUCUCCACCCACCCUUUUCGGGCUUUGUCUUUUCUUGCCUCGUCUCCCAUCAUGGUUUCUCGCCCUGGGGGUCUCGCUCCAGACGGCUUCUCAUUCUAAUCUCGUCUGGCCAAGACGGUCACAUGAGACCGCGACAGACUGACGUCCUUCAAUCCGUCCCGUCAAACAGCAACCAUCAAUCAUCAUCCAUGACCCAGACAGGCACGCCCCAGUUACCCAGCUAGCUUGUACCAUAGUCAAGCGUAGUCUCCUGCAGCUCUGUCCCUCUCUUUGUCGACCUCACCAGCCCGCCUCGUCUCGUCUCGUCAGCCAACCAGCCAACCAACCAACCAACCAACCCACGCUACCGACCGAGCUCUGCCCAUCAGACAAAAACCACAACCCACAGCCCAGCCCAAAACUACAGACCGCCCUAGCUCCCAGCCUGGCAUGGCCAGCACGCUCCGCUCCGACAUGGCCGCGACGGCCGACCCGCAGGCCUCGUCGCCCUUCUUCGACCGCCUGCCCUUUGAGAUCCGCGAAAAGAUCUUCGACGAGCUGUGGGCCCUGCACGACACGCGCUGGCACGUCCACUCGGCCGGCGACCACGUCGUCCCCGCCUUCCCCUGCAUCACCGCCCCCGACGACGACGACAUCCGCUACGCCCGCUUCCAGGCCUCCCGCGGCGUCGAGGCCCUCACCUGGGAGUCCCGCCUGCGCUCGCCCUGGAACGCCCACUGGCGGUGCGCCGAGGCUGCCGCCGUCAGGGCCACGAACCCCAGGACGGGGAGGACCGCCUCGCCCAGGGACAUUGUGCGGCGCCGGCCCGGCUUCGCAUCGCCGUCCUCGCCCCUCCUGGUCUGCAAGCGAUGGUACGCCGAGAGCAUCGGGCCCCUCGAGGACGCCCUCACCUUCGUCUUCACCGACAUCAUCGUCGCCAGGGACUUCCUGCGCGCCCACGCCCCCGCCCGCGACAUCCGCAACGUCGAGCUCAGCCUGCGCGUCAAGCCCCUCAUCACGGAGCUCUACCUCCCGGGCCCGGACGGCGGCGGCGGCGGCGGGCCCCAGCCCCACGUCGCCGGCGCCCCCGUCACCGCCGCCGACAACCCCUGGGAGGACCUGAGCCGCCGCCUCGCCGCCCUGCCGCGCCUGCGCGAGCUGCACGCCUACCUCGACUCCGAGGACCUGCGGCCCUGGCACAAGCGCGUCAGCGAGCGCGCCUUCCUGCGCCGGCUGCUCCGCGCCCGCGCCAGGCGCCGCUUCGUCCUCUACCUGCCCGCCGUCCCCGCCGACGCCCCGCUGCAGGGCCUGCCGGGCACGUACCUCGGGGACGGGGACUGGGACGGCGACGGCCUGCCCGGCGGCGGCGGGGCCGGGGCCGGCUGCGCCGCCGUCGUCGUGAGGGGGCCCAGGCCCAACAACUGGCAGCUGCAUCUCUCCAGGAUAUCGCAUGUCCUCCCGGAGAACUGGACCCAUACCCUGUGGAACCAGGCGCACGACAGGGUCAUGCCGCAGUAUGCGUGAUCCAGGGGGCGAUGGGAAGGGGCGGGGGCGGGGGUGAGGGC